AUGAUGCGUCAAUAUGAACUCGUUGAACGAGUUACGCGUUACAAUCCGGAAGCUGACGAAGCCUUGCUCAACAAGGCUUAUGUCUAUGCCAUGCAAAAGCACGGCUCCCAGAUGCGGGCAUCCGGCGACCCCUAUUUUUCACAUCCCCUCGAAGUCGCUGCGAUCCUGACCGAUCUUCGGCUGGAUGACGCAACCAUCGCAGUCGCCCUUCUUCAUGACACCAUCGAAGAUACGGACGCGACCCGGGCUGAAAUCGACUCCCUGUUCGGUGAGGAGAUCGGCAAGCUGGUCGAGGGCCUGACGAAAAUCAAGCGACUUGAUCUGGUCUCUCAAAAGGCCAAGCAGGCAGAAAACUUCCGCAAGCUGUUGCUCGCCAUCGCGGACGAUGUGCGUGUCCUGCUGGUCAAACUUGCGGACCGGUUGCACAACAUGCGCACCCUGCAGCACAUGCCGCAGCACAAGCGCGGCCGGAUUGCCGAAGAAACAAUGGAAAUCUAUGCCCCGCUCGCCGGACGCAUGGGCAUGCACGACAUGCGUGAGGAGCUGGAAGACAUCUCCUUUCAUAUCCUCAACCCGGAAGCCUACGAAACCAUCACGGACCGGCUUGCGGAUCUGCGGGAGAAAAACCGGGACCUGAUUGCCGACAUUGAAACGACGCUGACCGAACGCCUCAGCGAACGCGGCAUGGCGGCCGAGGUCACGGGACGCGAAAAACGCCCCUAUUCGAUCUUUCGUAAAAUGCAGCGCAAGGCCAUUGGAUUUGAGCAACUCUCCGACAUUUACGGUUUCCGUGUAACGGUCGGAACCGUCGAAGCCUGCUAUCGCGUCCUCGGCGUGAUCCAUACGACCUGGCCAACGGUUCCCGGGCGCUUCAAGGAUUACAUCUCCACGCCGAAGCAGAAUGACUACAAGUCAAUCCACACAACAAUCGUCGGCCCUUCACGACAGCGGGUCGAGCUGCAAAUCCGGACAAUUUCCAUGGACCGGGUCGCAGAAUACGGCAUUGCAGCCCACGCGCUUUACAAGGAUGGCGAGUUCGGCGGCAGGAAUAUUGCGCGCCAUACGGAAGACUGCCGUGCCUUUGAAUGGCUGCGCCGCACCACGGAACUGCUGGCGCAGGGCGAUACGCCUGAAGAAUUUCUUGAGAACACCAAGCUGGAACUGUUCCACGACCAGGUGUUCUGUUUCACACCGAAAGGCCGUUUGAUCGCCCUUCCGCGCGGCGCAACCCCGAUCGAUUUCGCUUACGCGGUUCACACCGGCAUCGGCAACACCUGUGUCGGCUGCAAGAUCAACGGCAAGAUCAUGCCGCUCGUGACAGAGCUUCACAACGGCGACGAGGUGGAAAUUAUCCGCUCGCCCGCCCAGACACCUCCUCCGGCCUGGGAAGCGAUCGCAGUGACCGGCAAGGCCCGCGCCGCGAUCAGGCGCGCGACCCGCGAAUCCGUCCGCAAACAAUAUGGCGCUCUGGGUGAACACAUUCUGAUGCGGGCGUUCGCACGCGCGGACAAGGUGUUUUCAGAAGAUCUUCUUGAAGCGGUUCUGGGAAGACACCAUCAGUCGAGCGUCGCCGACCUGAUGGCCGCGGUCGGCAGGGGCGAUCUCAGCGCGCAAGCUGUCUUGAAGUCGACCCAUCCGGACUAUCAGGACGAGAGGGUUGCGAUAUCCGGUCCGCCAAUGGAAGAAGGCUGGUUCGGCCUGAAGCAGGGUCACGGUCUGAAGUUCCGGAUCCCUCCCGGUGACCUGGAAGACGGCAAAUCCCGGUCAGACCAGGAAACCGAUCUCGGCGAAGGUCCUGCCCUGCCCAUCCGUGGAUUGUCAGGUGACAUUCCGGUCAGUUUCGCUCCCGAUGGCGGUGCCGUUCCCGGAGAUCGGAUUGUCGGCAUCUUGAUCCCUUCGGACGGACUGACCAUCUAUCCGAUACAAUCGCCGUCGCUCAAGGAAUUCGAUGACCAGACUGAACGUUGGGUGGACGUGCGUUGGGACAUUGAUAUCAACAACCCGGAGCGUUUUCCGGCGCGCCUGGAUAUUUCGGCUGCAAACGAGCCCGGCUCUCUGGCUGCAAUUGCACAGGUCAUUGGCGAGAACAGCGGAAAUAUCGAUAAUGUGAAGAUGGUCCAAAGGGCCUCUGACUUCCACCAAAUGAUCAUUGACCUGGAGGUCUGGGACCUGAAACACCUGAACCGCAUUAUCAAUCAAUUGCGUUCAAAGCCGAAUGUUUCAAGCGUCAACCGGGUCAACGGAUAA
Molecule: messenger RNA, 2247 nt
Organism: Effrenium voratum
Lineage: Eukaryota; Dinophyceae; Suessiales; Symbiodiniaceae
Source: the annotation of a GenBank genome assembly